Molecule: messenger RNA, 3077 nt
Organism: Poecilia latipinna (sailfin molly)
Lineage: Eukaryota; Metazoa; Chordata; Actinopteri; Cyprinodontiformes; Poeciliidae
Gene: rad54b
Product: RAD54 homolog B
Exons: 16
Coding region: 109-2922 (937 amino acids)
Biological process (GO): double-strand break repair via homologous recombination; reciprocal meiotic recombination
Cellular component (GO): nucleus
Molecular function (GO): DNA translocase activity; ATP binding
Source: RefSeq, a predicted model, not a curated record
UUCCGCUGUUCAGCGGGAGAAACAACAGAAAUGAGUCCAGAGUUGUAACUUGUAGCUGGUUGAGUUUCGGCUUUUAUAUGCUGUAAUAUAACUUUAAUCUCAUCAAGGAUGCGACGCUCAGGAGCUCCCAGUCAGCUUUUGGGUAAUGCUGUGAAAAAACCUCGCUUUGUGCCACUAGGAGGAUCUGCUUCAUGCCCUGUAGCAGAAUCAAAGCCUCUAGCCCCUAAACUUGGCUUGGGAAAUGCUCUGGAUAAAGUCCAGAGAGGUCUUUCAGCAGCGGUUGUGAAUAAAUCAACCUGCAGUGUUCAGGGUCAAACAGGUCAGGCUGCUUCAGGUUUGUCCAAAGUGCUGGCCCGUGUUCUCACUGCAACAGAGAGUAAAGAAAAUGAGGACGAGACAAAAAAUGAAGUCUGUGCAGAGGACAUGAAUGUUUCUGCAGGAGGAGUAGAUGGAGGCCUCCAGUGGACCCACGCGUCUCCUCAAACCCCUCAGCCUCUUGCAGAUUCACCUCGUGUCUCUGGAGCCGCAGGCCCAGAUGGAGUCCGAUACUUCAGUGUGGUUUGGUGUAAAGCCAGCAAGAAGAAACACAAGCGCUGGGAGGGAGACGCCGUGCUGGUUGCCAGAGGGCGAACAGUCGUACUCAAAGACAUGGAGGGGAAGGAUAUUGGAAAGGGUAGUGGCUACAAGGUGUCAGAGCUGGCCUCGCUGUCUGAGGGAGAGACGCUGAUGAUUGGAGGGAAGGAGAUAGAGGUGAUGGGCAUCGUCUCUGCUGAGGACUUUGCCAAAGGUCGUUGUUUCCAGGAGGUUCAAACUGAUCAAGAGGAGCUGCACGCUAAGGCUGCUGCGCCUCUUCCUCGCCGCUUCAACCCCAAACCUUUCUGCCCCCCAACAAUGUUGGGCAGAGCAGGGCAUCCAGAAAAUAAACCACAAGCGGAGCAAACCAGCAAACCUCGUCAUGACCCGCUAGCUCCAGGUGCCUUAGUAAUGCCUCGCCCCUCUUCCAACCACCAGUGGCUUCAUAACAAGUCAGGCUUUCCUGUGGUCGACGUCGUCGUUGACCCACACCUGACCACGCACCUGCGACCCCACCAGAGGGAGGGCAUCCUCUUCCUCUACGAGUGUGUUAUGGGCAUGAGAGCUGCAGGUCGUCACGGCGCCAUCCUGGCGGAUGAGAUGGGCCUUGGGAAGACGCUGCAGAGCGUGGCGCUCUGCUGGACGUUGCUUAAGCAAGGACCUUACGGCGGGAAACCAGUCGCAAAGCGUGUCCUCGUGGUCACUCCUGGCAGCCUCGUGCAGAACUGGAGAGCAGAGUUCACCAAAUGGCUCGGCCGGGAACGGAUCAGUGUCUUCACUGUGGAUCAGGACCACAGGAUAGAGGAGUUUUUAUCCUCGCCUCUCCACAGCGUUCUGGUGAUCAGCUAUGAGAUGCUGCUGCGCUGCCUGGAGCCGAUCCAGAAAGUGGAGUUUGGUCUCAUAAUUUGCGAUGAGGGUCACAGACUGAAGAACAGCAGCAUCAAAACGUCCUCCGCCCUCAGCAGCCUCAGCUGUAAUCGCAGAGUCAUACUCACAGGGACCCCAGUCCAAAACGACCUGCAGGAGUUCUACGCCAUCAUAGAGUUUGUGAACCCGGGAAUUCUUGGUUCGACCACUGCGUAUAGAAAAGUUUAUGAAGAACCAAUUCUACACUCCAGACAGCCGUCCUGCUCUGAGGACGAGAGAGUUUUGGGGGAAGAGCGCGCUGCUGAACUCUCUCGUCUCACCGGCAUGUUCAUCCUGCGUCGGACGCAGGAGAUCAUCAACCGCUACUUGCCGCCUCGUCUGGACUGGACCUUGUUCUGCACGCCGUCGCCACUGCAGCAGAAGCUGUACAAACACCUGCUCUGCCACCGCGUCUUCAGAGCCUGCCUGCAGGGCUUCACACAGGGCAGCGCACACCUGGCCUGCAUCACUGCGCUGAAGAAGCUCUGCAACCAUCCUGGCCUGCUCCACGACACCGUCAAGGAGAGAAAAGAGCGCGGAUCUGUGGAGAGCUCUUUGUACGAGGGACUUGCAGAUCUCUUCCCAGAAUCCUAUUGUUCAGCAGGAUUCGACGCCGCUGACUCUGGGAAACUCUUAGUUCUGUCCGACCUGCUGAGUGCCAUCAGACAGCUCAGCCCUUCAGACCGGGUGGUCCUGGUGUCAAACUACACUCAGACUUUGGACUUGCUUCAGGACCUGUGCUCUCGUUCCGGCUACGCGUUCUGCCGGCUCGACGGUCAGACGCCCACGAGCCAGAGGCAGCGGCUGGUCGACGCCUUCAACAGCCCCUACUCUCAGAGCUUCCUGUUCCUGCUGAGCUCCAAAGCAGGCGGGGUGGGGCUGAAUCUGAUCGGAGCGUCGCACCUGGUGCUGUACGACAUCGACUGGAACCCCGCCAACGACAUUCAAGCCAUGGCUCGGGUAUGGAGAGAUGGACAGAAAAAGACGGUGCACAUUUACCGUCUCCUCACUACAGGCACCAUCGAGGAGCGUAUAUUUCAGAGACAGGUGUCCAAACAGGGGCUGUCGGGGACGGUGGUUGACUUGGGGAAAGCAGCCGAACACACGAGCUUCUCCGCCAGCGAGCUGCGAGAUCUUUUCAGCCUGACGGACACGCCGUGUUUGACCCAUGACCUGCUGAGCUGCAGCUGCAGCAUGGAUGGCUCGGCCAACGACGUGGAGGUGGAGGAGGCGGAGCUUGUUCCCGACAGGCCGUGCCAGCUCGGUCGUCAGGGCGACCGCAGGGGGGCGGCGCAGAAGCAUCUCAGCAUGUCGGAGCUCAUGCAGUGGAGACACUUCUCCGGGGACACACACACCUUCUCAGACCCUUACCUCGAUCACGCACGAAGCCACAUCACCUUCGCCUUCCAGACCACCAUCUCCCACACACCCAGCGAACAGUGACCUGCCCACACACACAUUUACACACACACACACUGUAUCUAUCUGUAUUGCGGCUUCCAAGCAGUGUUUUAUAUUUACUCUAUAAACCUCUAAUGUGUCUUAAAUGACCUUAACUGACUGUAAUAAUUUAUAAAAUAAAUGAAAUUCCAUAAAAA